Molecule: messenger RNA, 210 nt
Organism: Blumeria graminis f. sp. triticale
Lineage: Eukaryota; Fungi; Ascomycota; Leotiomycetes; Helotiales; Erysiphaceae
Source: the annotation of a GenBank genome assembly
GUCAUUGUUUGUUUGUUUUCUAUUUUUCGUCCGCAUGGACGCCAGUGCUUACUGACCUGGUGGCUUCGCCAUUGCUACUUCCUAACUAGAUUUUCAGGGCAAUUCUCUAAUUGCAUGAUUGUGUGUAGCGUAACACUUACACAUUUACAGCUAGUCGCCAAGGCUCUUUACUCCUUUGAUGUAUUACAACCGCUCUCGAGAUGCUACUAA